Messenger RNA from Teleopsis dalmanni, 3402 nucleotides. It is a transcript of the gene Akap200, whose product is annotated as A-kinase anchor protein 200. The record is from RefSeq and is a predicted model, not a curated record. The transcript has 6 exons. Lineage: Eukaryota; Metazoa; Arthropoda; Insecta; Diptera; Diopsidae. The coding region runs from base 387 to 3188 and encodes 933 amino acids.
CUUUUGCGCUUUCAAAUCUAACGGUUCGUUUUGAAAUUAAAACGGUAGUAGUGUGCGUUUGAAAUUAAAAAAAAAUAAAAAUUUUAAACAAAAUUUCUAACUUCAAUCUAAAAUAUUUUUGUUUCUAGUAUUAAAAAAGUUGCAAUCAUAAUCAUUCGUUCUUUAGUAAAAUUGAAUUCUCAUUGUUUAGUUCAUUUGGCUGUGUUGUGCUGUGCUAAAACUUUAAAAAGUGUUGAAUUUAAAGCCGAAAUUUUUAUUGUUAAAUAUUUUAUUUUAGAAGUUAAAGUAAUUUCCAAGGAAAUUGUAUUGUGCAGUUCUUCAAUAGCUGACUUCUUACCAAAUCCAGCGAAAUACUUAUUUAACAUAACUCCUCAAGUACUGUAAAAAUGGGAAAAACUCAAAGUAAACGUUCAGUUGAUAUUACCACCGAGACCAAAAAAGGUCCAGAAGAAGAAGUAACUGGAAAAUUAGAAAAAAUUGAAGAUAUUGACCAAAAGCAAGCUAAUGGGGAUGCAACUCCACAAGAAAAUAUUGAUGCUGAGAAAAAGGAACACGAUGAAUCUGAAAACGAUAAAGACUUAACAACCGAAAAAAGCGGUGAAGCUGCACAGGCUGGUGGUGACAAUGCAAGCGAAAACAAUACUAGCUCUCCAGUAGUGGAACCAGGAAAAGACGAAUCUGCUACACCAAAGGAAGGUGCAGCAACUGAAGAAAUUUCGCCAUUAUCCGACGAUAGCAUGAAAAAAGCGAAGAAGGAAAAACAGAAAAGGAAAUGGUCUUUCCGUAGCAUCUCUUUUGGCAAAAAGGACAAACAAAAGCCAAGCAAAACGGAGGAAGCAACUGAGAAUGUUGCCGCUGCUACAAAUGGUGAUGCCGAAAAAAGUGCUACUGAUGAAGUGAGCGAAAGUAAGAAUGAAGGUGCCGAAGGUGCUGUUGCAAGCGACGUUGAAGCUAAGGGAAGUGAUGAGAAACUUGAGAAUGGUAAUGCCACUGAGAGUGAGCUGAAUGGACAAAAAACGCCAAUAUCAACACCAACUGGCGAGAAACCGGACGAAGCCAUUGUCAUUGAAAGCACCACCAAUGCAACCACCGAUACAACCAAUGCUAAUGUGCCUGCGGCUACUAACGAAACUGCCACUCAAAUACAAACUAAAACUGCCACCAAUACCGUAGAUGUUGUUGAAGCCACUGUUAUUGCAGCGACCAUAAGUAAUGGUGUCGAUGCAUCUGCAGUAGAGAAGAAUGUUGUUGCUGAAGUUUUGACUACUGAAGAAAACACUGAAAAAUCGAUAGACAAAGCGGAAACUGAAGUGUCUGCUGCUCUCACCGAAAACAUUAAAACCAUUCCAAAUGUAAUAAACGAAGAGAAACCUCAUCAAAAUGGUACGAACGCAGUUGAUGAAACUGAAGCUGAUGCUGAAAAAUCCAAGUCGCAAAUUGAGGUAAACACCAGCAUUGAUAAUAUAAACACUACACAAAAUAUACCUUCCUUCCAAACUACUAUGACCACUACCUCAUCCGACCCUUACGCCCAAACCAUUAAUACAAAUAAUGCAAGCGAUGUAAUUAAUGAAGUAGAAACAGUUAAAACUGUUGUCGACACCAUGACAAGUGUUGAUGAUGCAGCUGCCAAUGUUAUUGUCGCGGCAACGGAUGUUGAUAUUGAAAAUAUUAAGCCUAAUGUUGAUAAUAAGCUCAAUUCUCAAUAUGAUACCCAACCUCCUCCUUUACCCAUAUCCCCUCCACCGUCACAUGUCUCGGUUUUUGCAUUCAAAAACAAUUCAGAAACUGAUGAAAUUUCAACUGAGCAAACUAUUGCGGUCAACACAAUGUCGCCAGAGACAUCACCACCCUGCGAGCAAUUUGAAACAAAAAUUGAAACAGUAGCAGCAGAAGUCAAAACGUUGUUGGAUAUUGGAUCUAAUAUUGACCAAGCUGAGGUUAACGCUCAUGUUAACGAUGAGGUUAACACUGAGGUAACCGCGGAGUCAAACGCACCUGUGAUACAUACUAACGAACAAAAACUUGAAGCAACAAAUAUUCAGGUUACAAGUGAAUUAAAUGUAAAUAGCAUUAUCAGUGAUGAUACCACCAAUGUUUUGCCAGAACCACAAGAAGAUUUGAGUAAACAAAUCGAACAAACCGAACAAUCUGAAGAAUGUGUUAGCAAGGUUGUUGAUGUUGUUACGAAAGAAGAAGCAGAUGAUGAAUUACUGGCUGAAAAACUCACCAUCAAUACUAAGUGCUUACUACAAGCUAUUUUAACGGAUGGAGAUAUCGAAAAUCCAAAGGAAAUACAACAAGUUAUACCAAUUUUAGCAGCUGAACUUAGUAAACUAUCGGCUGGUCCACAAGUAGAACCUACAAUAAUUGAUCCAAAUGUUGAAAUUGAACAAAUUCAACAAAUUGAAGAAAUUGAGCAAGAAGUUCCAACAGCUGAUACAACCGCUAAUAUAAAUGAAUCGACUGAAGAAAAACAUAAUGUUACAGAUCUAUAUCAGGCGGAUGUAACAGCUGUAAUUGAAGAAGAAAUCCCAACUGAAACAAAUGAAACUAAGGCUGCUUUUAUGGAAAACAAUGUUAAAUUAUCCGAUAAACCUUUAAUUGUAAGUACUGAACAAAUUCGGGAAAUUCAAUUAGUUGUUGAUGAUGUCACUGAACAAGCAGUAGAAGAGAUUGAGCGUAAACUACGUGAGCAAAACAAAGAACUUAUUGCAGAGGAAAAUAUCCCAUUAUCAUCAUGCUCUCAAUUUGUUGAUAUCCAAACGAAACUUCCUUCUCCUGAUAAGAACGAAAUUUUGGUUGAUUAUGUGGAUGAUGUGCUAGCAGAUUUCGAUUCAAAUCAAGAGAAACAAGAAACUGAUUUAGUUGUGCCAACUAUUGUGGCCGAAAAUUUAGAAACACAAAAUAUUAUUCCAAAUGUAGCAGCGGAAGUAAUUCCUGAAACAAAGCAAACAGUUGGAGGUAUCGAUGAUUCGCUUGUGAGUCAAAUCGAAAAGCUUUCACUUAGCAAAGAUGAAGACGGAGAGUGUAAAGAAAGUAAUACGGAACUUGAAAAUAAUAUUGUUAAUGUUACCCAGGAAAUUGCGCCUAUUUCCUUAACAAAGGAAGUUGCUAACGUCAAGGAGUUGAAGGAGAACGCUGCGGCAGAAAAUACAACACAGGAUCUUCCAGUUACAUGCGAAUAAUCCUACUGAUAAAUAUAAUUAUUAUAAUAUAUUAAAUAAAAACAAAAUAAAGAUUAAAAAUGAGCAAGAGGAAGUAAGAAAGCAAAGAAGGAGGAAAGAACAAAAGAGAGAUAAAAUACAUUUUUAACAUUUACAUAUUUUAAUCAUUUUGUACAACUUCAUAUCCCUAAUCCAAGAUUAUUGCAAAAUAAAGUAUACACAUAAUUUCUAAAUA